AUGGAAGCCAUUGCCAAGUCCUUCGUUCUGGUUCUUCUUUUGAGUCUCGUUAGCAAAGGGUUUUGUGCUUGCACUUUGAACAACAUUAACAUUGGCACAGCCAGAAGUGGGAGAGAGAUAGGAGGCAAGCCAGAAUGGAACGUGGUUGUGACCAACAACUGCGCAUGUGCUCAAACGUCCAUAGUUUUGAGCUGCAGAGGGUUCCAGACUACAGAGCCUGUUGAUCCAGCAAUCCUGAAAAAGCAAGGUGACGUGUGCCUCCUCAUCAUGGGCAAUCUCUUGGAUGCUGGUGCUUCUGUGAAAUUCUCAUAUGCUUGGGAUCCUCCUUUCCUUCUAUUGCCUAGCUCCUCUGUUAUUGGUGGUGGCUGUUGA
Messenger RNA from Prunus mume (Japanese apricot), 372 nucleotides. RefSeq lists its product as uncharacterized. Gene Ontology annotation, biological process: cell fate determination. The record is from RefSeq and is a predicted model, not a curated record. NCBI's taxonomy places the organism in Eukaryota, Viridiplantae, Streptophyta, Magnoliopsida, Rosales, Rosaceae.